This is a messenger RNA of Meloidogyne enterolobii, 672 nucleotides long. The record is from the annotation of a GenBank genome assembly. NCBI's taxonomy places the organism in Eukaryota, Metazoa, Nematoda, Chromadorea, Rhabditida, Meloidogynidae.
UCAUAAUUUAUCUUUUAUUGCAAUUAAACUCAACUUCAUCUUCAUUAUUGCUUAUUGAUUUUUUAAAAUGCCGUUUGUUUGCCAUGAGUACACUUUACCUAGUGAUUUUAGAUUUUGGACAACGAAUUACCUUCCUAUUACCUUUUCCCAAUUUUCUCCCUUUGAAUAUCGACUUACUUUCCGUAGCAACAAAAAAAUUUUCCAAGCGAAAAUCCAGUUGUAAUUUUGUUUAGAAUCAUCGAUUAAAGCUUACUUUGUUGCCCCCAUGGUUUUUGACCAUUUCGGGCCGUAUUGUUUCCGCGGACUAAUUUUAGUGUCGUUCUACUCUCUCGCCGAAACUUUCGAAUGACAUAUAAACUGUCCAAUCUAAAAUUGCCUGGAAAAGUAGUACUUUCUUUAAAUUGUAAUUUUAUGAUUUAUUAUAGAUAUAUUCGUGAAGGACAAGUGGAUUUAGAGAGCUUUGAAACUGCUCGUUAUGGAUUUUUUUGGAAAAAACUUACUGGAAAUGUUCGCACUACUGGAGCUUAUAUUCGUUGUUCGGCAAGAGAUGAGAAUGGACGUUUAAUUUGUAAUGCAAGAAUUAAAGGAAAAUUUGAAGAUGGAGUGGUUAAAAUUUAUAAUAACGGUAUUAGUCAUAAUAUUGAGCAUCCUGCUCACCACUUUCCUCGUUAG